Molecule: messenger RNA, 444 nt
Organism: Penicillium samsonianum
Lineage: Eukaryota; Fungi; Ascomycota; Eurotiomycetes; Eurotiales; Aspergillaceae
Exons: 3
Coding region: 1-444 (147 amino acids)
Source: RefSeq, a predicted model, not a curated record
AUGUUCUAUAGUGCUCUUCUAGUGCAGCGAUCUGCGACCGAGCAUGGUGCCUACAAGAUAGGCCAGGUUGAUAACUCAACGUUAUGUGGUUACAAGAGCAAAGAUCGAAUGCCUUUCAGUUCGGCUGUGGGUAUAUUUGCCGUGUCGGGGUCUAUACACUUGGAAACUCUGGAGAUGGAGGUCGCUCUGGAAGUGUAUAAAAUGAACCUGGGUGUAUUGCACGGAUACCCCCACCAGGGUUUCAAAAUCGAUUUGAAUCUAAAUAUGGUGAAGGGUAGCAUUGAGCUACGAUUGACUGGCUUUGAUGAAUUAUGGCUUGAUAUCGAUGCAAAAGUCUUUCAGGUGGCCGAGGAUGGCUCUGGGCAGUUCAUAGAAUACAGGAAGGCACAUUUUAUCCAAAAAAUGCCGGGUGUUACGUGCGCACCUUGGGUUGCCCCUAUUUAG